CGAAAGAAGAAAAAAAGAAGAUUGCUGGCGCAAAGACACAGAACAACGGAGGCCUACAAAAUAAAAUACGGGGAAAAGAACGAAAAAAAGAUAUGAACACCGAGCAGAAGCUAGCCUUGAUUAAGGAAAAUCUUGCCGAGGUGCUAAACCCGGAAAUCAUCGAUGCGGUCUACGCUGAAGGGCGCGAUCCUGUGAUAUACUGGGGAACGGCAACAACUGGUCGACCUCACUGUGGCUACUUCGUACCUGCGAUAAAAAUCGCUCAAUUCCUCGAGGCGGGCUGCCACGUGAAAAUACUGCUUGCGGACAUCCAUGGCUUCCUUGACAGCUUGAAGGCGCCGCUUCCGCUCGUCGAAGCGCGAGCGCAGUACUACAAGCACACCAUAACGGCGAUGCUUGAGGCAGUCGGCGUACCCACAGAGAAGCUAGAGUUCGUGCUUGGAAGCUCCUACCAGAAAACGGAGAAAUAUGUCAUGGACGUUUACAAGCUGGCCGCACUUACGUCGGAGCAUGACGCAAAGAAAGCGGGCGCAGAGGUUGUCAAACAGUCUGACAACGCCCCGCUGAGUGGUCUCCUCUACCCGCUAUUACAAGUUCUCGAUGAGGAACACUUGGGAGUAGACAUACAAUUUGGAGGUGUUGAUCAACGCAAACUCUUCACAGCCGCCAUCGAAUGGCUGCCGAAGCUCGGCUACAAGCAGCGAGCGCACCUAUUGAACCCGUUGAUUCCCGGUCUAGGCGAAUCUGGCAAGAUGAGCUCAAGCGAUGAGAACUCAAAGAUCGAUUUGCUCGAUGACGAGGCUACGGUCGCUAGGAAAAUCAAGAAGGCUCUCGCUGUGCCUAAGCAGCCGCAGGGCAAUGCAUUACUCGCAUUCACUGAAUAUGUGCUGCUGCCAGCAUCAGGCAUUGGCGGCAGAAAGAAGGAGUUUAUCGUCGACAGAUCACGGGACAACCUCGAGCCGCUCGUCUACACAGACAUCAAGCAAAUGAACGAUGACUACGCCGCUGACAUUCUCACCCCACAACUGCUCAAACAGGCCGUCACCAAGGGUCUAAACGAGAUCCUAGAACCCAUACGUAAAAAGUUUGAGGCCGACAAGGAAUGGAAAGAAUGCGAUGCGAGGGCCUAUCCGCCUCCAGAGAUCGUCAAGAAGGUGAAGAAGGUGAAGAACAAGGGAACCGGCUAUCCGGGAGCGAAGAAAGCGGAGGAGAAUGCCGAACUGCCCUUGCGGGAGGCGGGUGUGCAGCCAAGCGUGAACGAUCCGCCCUCAGCUCCUCAGACGGAGGCGUAAAUUUUCGAGAUCAGCUGAUGCUACUUUGAUGUGGGAUGAGUUAUGAUAUAAGAAGGGGAAAAAAGGGAAACCUUGUUUGGUGGAUCGCAGUCAAGCAUGGCUACACGACUAGAGUUGAAUAGAAGGGACACGCUCAUGUGGAUUACAUCGUGAUACAAAUGUAUCAGGAAAAGUGUUCUGCUAUAUUCAUUGCAUCUGCUAGGUUCACCUGCAGGUUGAGGACGUCAAAAUAGUUUAACAUGCAGCAGUCCGUUUUCCUUUCAAGACUUGCUUUGACACGUUAUAAAAAAAGAGCAGUACUCCGAC
This is a messenger RNA of Verruconis gallopava, 1598 nucleotides long. RefSeq names its product tyrosine-tRNA ligase. Lineage: Eukaryota; Fungi; Ascomycota; Dothideomycetes; Venturiales; Sympoventuriaceae. Gene Ontology annotation, molecular function: tyrosine-tRNA ligase activity; ATP binding. The transcript has 11 exons. The record is from RefSeq and is a predicted model, not a curated record. The coding region runs from base 93 to 1292 and encodes 399 amino acids. Gene Ontology annotation, biological process: tyrosyl-tRNA aminoacylation.